Copidosoma floridanum is the source of this 1692-nucleotide messenger RNA. RefSeq names its product sorting nexin 33-like protein SH3PX1 (gene SH3PX1). Gene Ontology annotation, cellular component: plasma membrane; cytoplasmic vesicle. Gene Ontology annotation, molecular function: protein binding; phosphatidylinositol binding. Lineage: Eukaryota; Metazoa; Arthropoda; Insecta; Hymenoptera; Encyrtidae. Gene Ontology annotation, biological process: endosomal transport; endocytosis; plasma membrane tubulation. The record is from RefSeq and is a predicted model, not a curated record.
CCAAGAGCUCGUCGUCCACCAGUGCCCUGCUGGAAGCGGAGCAAAAAAAAACGGCGUCGGGGCAGAUAGGUAUACCCCGGGCGAGCGCAUAUAAGUACUACGGUAAAUAAGUGUAUAUAAUAGGUAUAUACACACCGAGAGGCGAGAGAGAGAAAACGGCAAAUGUCAAGCUUGUAUCGUCAGCCCGACCGACGUUGUCCCGUCGUUUAUGACGAAUGACGAGCCGCACGGCGCUUAACCUCCUGCAGUGACACGGUAACGCUUGGUCGUAAGAUAUUGUGCGCGCGUGCUCCAACGCCCUGGGGAAGAGAUCGUCGUCGGCGCGUCAUCAUGGACGGACGCCAGGUGAGGGCCUUGUAUGACUUUUCCGGGGAGGCCGGCUCGGCAGAGCUGUCGAUAACCGCUGGCGAGGUGCUCACUGUCAUGAGGGACAACGUGGGGGACGGCUGGUGCGAGGGCCACAAUCAGACGGGCCAGUCGGGGCUCUUCCCCGCGGCCUACGUCCAAGUUAUCGAGGCCACGGCACCGACGACAGGCAAUUUAGCAAACUCGGUUCAAAGCUCGGGCGACUUCUGGGACGACGAGUGGGACGAUGACUCGGAAAUCGGGCAGACGCACGCGUACGUGCCCCCGAUCCAGCAGCAGCAAAGCCUCCAGUCUGCCCAGUCGGGCAGCAUAGAUUACCACAACGACCUGCCAAUCCACGCGGUGCACUCUAUUAUACCCGAGCGCUCGAUCCCCAACGUACCAAAGAAAAACAAUAAGUUCAGCAAUCUGGUCAAAUCCGGUGAGGAGAGCUUUCUGCUGAGCUCGAAAAAGGUCAUCGUGCCCGAGUCCGAGAAGAUAUUCGUCGAGGAGAUCGAGAGCGGAAGGUUCAAUUGGGCGGAGACGGGGGAGAGCUACAACUGCGUGGUCACCUCGCCCAAAAAGGAAUCCAAGCUCAAGGGCUUGAAAAGCUUCAUUGUGUACCAGCUCACUCCUACGUUCAACAAUAUUCAAGUGUCGCGGAGGUACAAGCACUUUGACUGGUUGCACGAGCGCCUGGAGGAGAAGUUCUGCUUCGUUCCGAUACCACCUCUGCCGGACAAGCAGAUAUCCGGACGGUACGAGGAGCAGUUCAUCGAGCACCGGCGUACUCAGCUCCAGGAGUUCGUCGACUACGUGUGUAGGCACCCGGUGCUGUCGCGAAGCCGCGUCUGGCAGCACUUUAUCACCUGUACGGAUGAGAAACGCUGGAAGGCUGGUAAACGGGCUGCCGAGAAGGAUGAGCUGCUCGGGGUCAACAAUUUUUUUGCGAUAGAGUGCCCGGACACGCCGCUCGAUGCCAUCAAGAUCGAGUUCCAGACCGAUGCCUUUGCCAAAUUCAUAUCAGGGCUUGAUCCAGUAGUGAAGAACUUCACGGCGAUGGCGACGGACCAGGCCAAGAAGCACCAGGUGUUGUAUAGGAGGGAAUUUCAGAAAAUCGGCUCGUGCUUCGGAGCCUUGAGUCAUGCCUUAGAGGCCGACGAUGUGGGUCGUUCGCGUAGUCAACUCACAAAGGCACUCAAAGACACGGGGGAUGCUUACAACGAGAUCGGAAAAUUGUAUGAGGAGCAGCCCAAGUUCGACUGGGAGCCUUUGGCCGACAAGUUUCACAUAUACCGGGGGAUCGUCAUUGGCUUCUCCGACGUCGUUGGUAUUCACAAGCUUUAA